AUGAGCCCCUUGCUGAUGCUGGCAGCCCCUCCCCUCCAGCAGAUCACCUACAGUGCCAUCAAUGAUGAGCUGCGUGACAGGCUGGGCUUUCCAGCGCUCCUGCACACAGUGCCAGGGACCAGUCACCAGAUUGAGGUCAUGGUACAGCUCAUGCUGCCCUUCUGCUAGAGCUGGGUCAUCGUGUUGGUGAGCGGCGCCGACUGUGGCCAUGAUGGCAGCCAGGGGCUCAGCGAGCACCUGGCCGAUGGCAACAUCUGCAUCACCUUCCAGAAGGUGCUGCCCACACCGCAGCCCAACCAGGUGGCCAUGCAGCUGGAGUGCGAGCCCCUGGACAACUUGGGGUGGAGCGCGGUGCGUGUCGUGCUGGCGUUCUUGCCAGACCUGGCCCUGCAUGACUUCUUCCACGAGGUGCUGUGCAGGAACUUCACAGUAGUGUGGAUUCCCUCCGAGUCCUGGGCCGUGGACCUGGUCCUGCACAACCUCACUAAGCUGCUCCGCGCAGGCACCUUCCUGUGCAUCACCACCCAGACAGUGCCCAGGGGCUUCAGCGAGUUCUGCGUGCCCUCCACUAGGCCAGGCUGCCCCAGCCUGGAGACCACCUGCAAAUGGGAGUAUGGCACCUUCCAGGACACCACCAUGUCCUUCAACACCAUCCUCACACUGUCCGGUGAGCGCCUAGUCUACAACGUGUACUUGGCUGUCUCUGUUGUCGCCUACAUACUGCACAGCCUCCUGGGCUGCAAGCAGGCCAGCUGCUCCAAGGAGGUGGUCUAUCCCUGGCAGCUACCGCAGAAAUUCUGGAAGGUCUUCUGCACCCUCUCGGGCCAACAAAUCUCCUUUGACCAGAAAGGGGACCUGCCCAUGUGCCUGGAGGUCACCCAGUGCCAAUGGGACCUGAACCAGAACCUUCCCAGAGCAUCGCCUCCUGCUACCCCGGCUGCAGUAGCUGAAGGCCUGCCCAGCACCUCCUGGCACACCCCCGACAGCACCGGUCAGCUCUGGGGGCUGGUGGAGGGUGUGGCUGGGGGCUGGACUCCCAUGUCUGUGUGUUCCAAGGACUGCCAGCCUGGGCAGACGGAGCAGCUCGUGGGCAUCCACCCCUGCUGCUUCGAGUGUUGUGAUUGGUUCCCUGGUCCCUUCCUCAACCAAACUGCAGAUGGAUUUGACUGUCAGCCCUGCUCAAGUUAUGAGGGGUCCCAUAGAAAUGACACCUCCUGCUUUAAGCCGCGGCUGCCCUUCCUUCGAUGGCACAAAGCAUCCACCAACUUCCUCAGCACCCCGGCCACCCUGGUAAUCUUCUGGAGGCACUUCCAGACAUCCAUGGUUCUCUCGGCCGGGGGCCCCAUGUCCUUCUUAGUGCUGACACUGCUGCUGGAGGCAUACAGGAUGGCUCCCAGGUCCGUAGGGCCCCCCACAGUCUUCGCGUGCUUCUGCUGCCAGGCUCUCUUCACCCUCUGCUUUACCAUCUGCAUCUCCUGCAUCACCAUGUGCUCUUCCCAGAUCACCCAAAAUGGCCUCUUCAAAAUGGCCAGCCACCUCCCUCGUGUCUAGUACUGGGUCCGCUACCACGGGCCCUGUGUCUGUGGCUCUGUCACAGCGCCCAAGGCAGUCACGGUGGCGAGCAAUUGUUGGCCCUGCCACCCACACCAACCCCAACGUCCCUUGGUCACGAUCCCCUCCUGCAGUCCCAACCACUGCAAGGAGCUGCUGUUUAACCCCAGCCGGGACCUGAUCCUCUUCAUGGGGGGCUUCAGCUUUGCUUGCAUGUGCGAGGAGCUGCCCGCCAACUAUGAGGCCAAGUUCACCACCUGCUGCAAGACUUUGUACUUCACCUCGUCCAUCUUCCUCUGCAUCUUCACGUCUGUCUACGGGGGGAUGAUGGUCACCAUGCUCAACCCCUUGGGCAGCAGCCUGGGUUACUCUGGCCCCAAGUGCUACAUGAUCCUCUUUUACCUGAAGCGCUACUCUCCGGUCUAUUUCAACAGCAUGACCCAGGGCUACGGCAUGCCAAGAAGAGGGCUGCCAUCAGCUGCCCCCAGGGACGCAGGGCCUCAGUGUUGA
Molecule: messenger RNA, 2061 nt
Organism: Manis javanica (Malayan pangolin)
Lineage: Eukaryota; Metazoa; Chordata; Mammalia; Pholidota; Manidae
Gene: TAS1R2
Product: taste 1 receptor member 2
Biological process (GO): G protein-coupled receptor signaling pathway; sensory perception of sweet taste
Cellular component (GO): plasma membrane; sweet taste receptor complex
Molecular function (GO): G protein-coupled receptor activity; sweet taste receptor activity
Source: RefSeq, a predicted model, not a curated record